This is a messenger RNA of Rhizophagus irregularis DAOM 181602=DAOM 197198, 1487 nucleotides long. RefSeq lists its product as uncharacterized. The record is from RefSeq and is a predicted model, not a curated record. Gene Ontology annotation, molecular function: ubiquitin protein ligase binding. NCBI's taxonomy places the organism in Eukaryota, Fungi, Glomeromycota, Glomeromycetes, Glomerales, Glomeraceae. Gene Ontology annotation, cellular component: cytoplasm. Gene Ontology annotation, biological process: proteasome-mediated ubiquitin-dependent protein catabolic process; regulation of proteolysis.
AAAAAAUGUCUCAAGCAACUUCACAGUUAACCUAUCAAAUAACUUUACCUAAAUCUCUUGAAAUAAAAGGAAGUUAUUAUAGCCCAAUUUUUAGCACAAAUAAUAAAUUGUUUUGGCAAUUAUUAUUUCAAUUUGAAAAUAAAGAAUAUUAUGGACUUUAUUUAAAGCCAGUCGCGGGUCCGGAUGAAAUUACUUGGAGAGAACGUUCAAAAUUAUCUUUUGAAAUUUUUAUAAAAGAAAUUAAGAAUAAUAAUCAAACGACUGAACUUUUUAAAGAAAAUUUUGAUGUACCUCCUGAAACUAAUAUUGGAUGCGGCGGCUAUGGAUACGCAAAUGUAAUUAAAAAAUCAUUACUUCAAAAUAAGGAAUUGAUAAUUGGAGUUAUUAUUGGUGACAUUGAAUAUAAAGAAAGCAGUUUUAAUAAAAAGUAUAUACCUGAACAUACACCAAAAAAUCUUAUAGAAGUAUGGAAAGAUCAAUUAUUUGAUUUUCGAUCAGUUGAUGUAGAAUUUAAUGUACAGGGUGAAAAAUUCUAUGCAUGUAGUUCAAUACUUUCUAAAAGAUCCAAAUUUUUUGCAAAGAUUCUUUCAGAUGAUGAUACCAAUGAUGAUAUCGAUAUUGAUAGUAACGAUGAUGAUGAAAGUAGCGAUAAUGAAGAUUGUAACGAUGAUUACGAUAAUGAUGAAGUUGAUGAUCCAAUGAUAUUAAAUAACGACAAAGAAUCAAACUAUCAAAUAAAACAUCGUAUUAAAAUUUCGGAAUACGAUCCAAUUGCAAUUUCUGCCAUGCUUGAAUACCUUUACACAAAUCAAAUUAAAUGGACCAAUGAAGAAUAUGAUUCUAUCACCACAGAAUUAUUUCGUUUGGCAGAUCAAUAUCUUUUAUCAGAUCUUCGAGAACGAGCAAAAAUUAGGAUUUUAGAUGAAUUAAAAGUCUCAAAUGUAUCAAACAUUAUGUUUGAUUUAGUUCCAAAAUAUGGAGAUUUAAAAGAACCAGUUUUAAAUUAUAUGGCAAAAAAUUUUGAACAAGUUAAUAAUUCUCAAGAAUUUAAAGAUAUUUUGGAAAAUUUAGUAGAUUAUCCAAAUUAUAAUGUAAUUUUAUCAGAAAUUUUGGCUGAACAUUUCAAAGUUCAAAAAGCAAAAUAGGUCGAAAUUGUAAUAUAUCUAUAUAUAGAUAGUUGGUGGCCACCCAUAAUAAGAUUAACAAAUUUAGCAUAUAACAAUAUGAUUUGGUUAGUCAUAUGUAAUCUUUUUUUAUAUGGGAUCUGUAAAUAAGAAAAUUAAGGGCUAACCAAACUUACCUAAAUUGGAAAUAAAAAAUUAUUAUAAGCCUAUUUAGCACAAAAAUAGUUUUAUUUACUAGUUUCGGGUUCAAAUGAAAUAAUGAAAUUAAUUACUUUAGGGAACGUUCAAAGUUAUCUAUUGAAAUAGUUAUAAAAGAAAUUGUGAAUAAUAAUAAACAAUCUGCUGAAAUUUUAUAAUACAUAG